Suncus etruscus (white-toothed pygmy shrew) is the source of this 1678-nucleotide messenger RNA. It is a transcript of the gene BYSL, whose product is annotated as bystin like. The transcript is spliced from 7 exons. Gene Ontology annotation, cellular component: preribosome, small subunit precursor; cytoplasm; nucleolus. Gene Ontology annotation, molecular function: snoRNA binding. NCBI's taxonomy places the organism in Eukaryota, Metazoa, Chordata, Mammalia, Eulipotyphla, Soricidae. Gene Ontology annotation, biological process: rRNA processing. The record is from RefSeq and is a predicted model, not a curated record. The coding region runs from base 339 to 1655 and encodes 438 amino acids.
CAUCGAGCGAGUUCGAAGCUCACGGCCAGGGCUGUCCCCGAGUGGAGAAGCAGAACGGAAAGCGUCUUUUCGGAAGGCCGCCUCCCUCCCGGACCCGCGACUUGGUGAGGAGGGUGGAGAGACGCUGCUGGCGCUUCGAGCCUCCGGGCGCACGGGGGCGCUGUGUCCCGCCGCUGGGCCUCUGGGGAACUGGCGCGAACUGCGCAAGCGCGGUCCGGGAACGACGUGCACUGCGCAAGCGCAGUCGGGAAGCGGCGCGCAUCGCGCAAGCGCAGUCCGGGCCCCUGUCUGCCUUUCCCCACGUGUGUUCAAGUCCGCCGGCGAGCUGCUCCGGGGCCAUGCCGAAGAUCAAGCCGGCCCGCGGGGCCGACCGUGCGGAGAAACACGCGCCCCUGGCCGAGCAGAUCCUCGCGGGGGACGCCGUCCGCGCAGGGACGCGGGAGAAGCGGCGGGGUCGCGGCGGGGCCGGAGAGGAGGAGUACGUGGAGCCCAGGCUGAGCCGCAGGAUCCUGCAGCAGGCGCGGCGGCAGCAGGAGGAGCUCGAGGCCGAGCAUGGGGCCGGGGCCGGGGUCAAGGCCAAGGCCACGGCGCCCCGGGAGCGCACCACGCGGCUGGGUCCUGGGGUGCCUCAAGAUGGAUCUGAUGACGAGGAGUGGCCCACCUUGGAGAAGGCGGCCACGAUGACAGGACCAGGCCCCAAUGCAGAGGUGGUUGUGGACCCUGAGGAUGAGCGUGCCAUCGAGAUGUUCAUGAAGAAGGAUCCUCCUGCCCGGCGCACCCUGGCCGACAUCAUCAUGGAGAAGCUGACUGAGAAGCAGACAGAAGUGGAGACGGUCAUGUCUGAGGUGUCCGGUUUUCCUAUUACCCAGCUGGACCCCCGGGUGCUGGAGGUUUACAAAGGGGUUCGGGAGGUGUUGUCCAAAUACCGCAGCGGGAAGCUGCCCAAAGCGUUCAAGAUCAUCCCUGCACUCUCCAACUGGGAACAGAUUCUCUAUGUCACGGAUCCUGAGGCCUGGACUGCCGCGGCCAUGUACCAAGCCACAAGGAUUUUCGCCUCUAAUCUGAAGGAACGCAUGGCCCAGCGCUUCUAUAACCUCGUUCUGCUCCCCCGGGUCCGAGACGACAUCGCCGAGUACAAACGCCUCAACUUCCACCUCUACAUGGCACUCAAGAAGGCCCUGUUCAAGCCUGGAGCCUGGUUCAAAGGGAUCCUGAUCCCGCUGUGUGAGUCCGGCACCUGCACCCUCCGGGAAGCCAUCAUCGUGGGCAGCAUCAUCACCAAGUGCUCCAUCCCUGUGCUGCACUCCAGUGCGGCCAUGCUGAAGAUCGCCGAGAUGGAGUACAGCGGCGCCAACAGCAUCUUCCUGCGGCUGCUGCUGGACAAAAAGUACGCCCUUCCCUACCGUGUGCUCGACGCCCUGGUCUUCCACUUCCUGGGCUUCCGGACAGAGAAACGCCAGCUGCCCGUGCUCUGGCACCAAUGCCUCCUGACACUGGUGCAGCGCUACAAGGCGGACCUGUCCACAGAGCAGAAAGAAGCCCUUCUGGAGCUGCUUCGCCUGCAGCCCCAUGCACAGGUGUCCCCCGAAAUCAGGCGCGAGCUUCAGAAUGCUGUCCCCCGAGACGUGGAGGAUGGCUCCAUCACCAUGGACUAAUAAAAUAAGCACACGGGCGUGCA